AUAAUGUUCCUGUUCCAAAAAAGAUUAAUGACCCUAUCACAAAGCUCUCAGUAACCUAUUAGACUUAAACCUAAGUUCUAUUCAUUGUAAAAGGAAAACAUGCCUAUUCAAAAGGAUCUACCUAAAGUUAAUUUGAUUCAUAAAUUAAAUGAAGCCUCAAAAAUGUCUAAAUCUCAACCCAAAUAAUAAGUACUAAUUACUCAAAAGACUAUUUCCAAAGAUAUUUGGCAUAAAAAGUCUAUUUCCAUGAAAAUGAAAAAAGCUAAUUUUAAAGAUGGUAAAAAGAUUAUCAGUGGAUAAUUAAUCAAAUACAAAAAAGGCGAUUAGAUCUAUGCUUUUCGAUGUAUCAAAGAUACUAUGAAAUAAUGCAAAUUAAAGGAUUUAAAAUUAGAUCAUGAUGUUGAUACCGAUGAUGAAUAAAUUUUUAUGGCAACUAAAAAUAUGUUUAUGAGUUUAUGCUAAAGUAUUAAAAGAGAGUUAUUCAACAAUUAAGAUGAGUAAAACAAUCAAGAAAAUAAAAUUAUUAUAGAUGACGACUUUUUAUGA
Paramecium sonneborni is the source of this 546-nucleotide messenger RNA. Lineage: Eukaryota; Ciliophora; Oligohymenophorea; Peniculida; Parameciidae. The record is from the annotation of a GenBank genome assembly.